This is a messenger RNA of Rhododendron vialii, 2647 nucleotides long. Its product is annotated as oligopeptide transporter 1-like. The transcript has 7 exons. Lineage: Eukaryota; Viridiplantae; Streptophyta; Magnoliopsida; Ericales; Ericaceae. Gene Ontology annotation, molecular function: oligopeptide transmembrane transporter activity. The record is from RefSeq and is a predicted model, not a curated record. Bases 243 to 2477 code for a protein of 744 amino acids. Gene Ontology annotation, biological process: transmembrane transport.
AAAUUGAUUAACCACCUUAAUUCCUACAGUAUGCUUCAGGACUAUUCCUGAGACAGCUGAAACUGCCAAGGGUGGAAAUCUAAAAAUAGGAAAUGUGGACAGAGAUAAGAAAGAGGAAGAGUACAGAAGGGAGCCAGUAGAGCCCAACACAAUUAAAUCUAUUGCCAUUGCCAAUACCAGCUCAUAAAUUAUAACACCACCCCUAAUCCUGAUUGUGUUGGUCAUAUACACUUGUUGAAAGCAUGGAUUUCUCAGCUAGUCCCAAGGAACUUAAGCCAGAGACUCUGGACACUGAUGAGGUAAAUGAUUCUCCAAUUGAGCAAGUUCGCCUCACAGUGCCAAUAACAGAUGAUCCGACACUGCCUUGCUUGACAUUCCGGACAUGGUUUUUGGGGACUAUUUCAUGCGCCCUUCUGGCAUUCUUGAACCAAUUCUUUGGCUACCGCCAAAACGCGCUAUACAUAUCGUCUGUUUCAGCCCAAAUUGUAGUACUUCCGAUUGGGAAGCUGAUGGCAGCAUAUCUACCAACCAGGAGUAUACGAAUCCCAAAGACAAAAUGGUCCUUCUCUUUGAACCCAGGGCCUUUCAACUUGAAAGAGCAUGUCCUUAUCACCAUUUUCGCGAAUUCUGGUUCGAAUUCAGUUUAUGCAGUGGGUAUUAUUACUAUAGUGAAGGCCUUCUACCACAGGGAACUUCAUCCUUUUGCAGCCAUGUUGUUAACACAAACUACCCAGAUGCUUGGAUAUGGAUGGGCUGGUAUUUUCAGAAAGUUUCUAGUUGAUUCUCCACACAUGUGGUGGCCUGCUAAUCUGGUUCAGGUCUCCCUCUUCAGAGCAUUGCAUGAUGUUGAGAGAAGGCCAAAAGGAGGUUUGACGCGACUCCAGUUCUUCAUUGUAGUCCUUGUAUCUAGCUUCUCAUACUACGUGGUUCCAAACUAUCUGUUCCCAUCCAUAACUGCUAUCUCUGUCGUUUGUUUGAUAUGGAAGAACUCGGUAACAGCUCAACAAGUUGGUUCUGGUCUAAAGGGCCUCGGUAUUGGCUCAUUCGCACUUGAUUGGUCAACGGUAGCAGGUUUCCUAGGAAGCCCUCUUGCCACUCCUGGAUUCGCAAUUAUUAACAUACUGGUUGGCUACGUAUUGAUUGUGUACAUAGUCAUCCCUAUUGCCUAUUGGAACAACUUGUUUGAAGCAAGGCGAUUUCCACUUUUCUCUUCACACGUUUAUGAUGCCACCGGAAGGCCCUACAAUGUUUCCCUUGUUUUGAAUGAGACAACAUUUGAUUUCAAUCGCCAGGGAUAUGAUGAUUAUAGCAAGAUUCAUCUGAGUAUCUUCUUUGUAUUUGCUUAUGGUCUAAGCUUUGCAACAUUGGCUGCUACGUUAUCUCAUGUCGCUCUCUUCCAUGGGAGGUCUAUCUGGGAACAAACAAAGGCAUCAUUCCAACAUAAGUACGGGGAUGUCCACACAAGGCUGAUGAAGAAAAACUAUGAUCAAGUACCUCAGUGGUGGUUUUACUCAAUCCUGGUGUUGGUAGUUGCACUAGCCAUGUUUGCUUGUGAAGGGUUUGGAAGACAAUUACAGCUUCCUUACUGGGGAGUUUUACUGGCAAUGUCCUUGGCCCUGGUUUUCACAUUGCCUAUUGGUGUCAUUACAGCCACCACAAAUCAGUCACCAGGACUUAAUGUAAUCACGGAGCUUAUCAUCGGUUUCAUGUACCCUGGGAGACCUCUUGCCAAUGUUACCUUCAAAACCUAUGGUUUCAUAAGCAUGACACAAGCAAUAAUGUUUCUAUCUGAUUUCAAGCUGGGUCAUUACAUGAAAAUACCUCCAAAGUCCAUGUUUGUUGUCCAGUUAGUGGGAACUGUAAUUGCAUCGUCAGUGUACUUUGGAACGGCAUGGUGGCUGAUCACCACUGUAGAAAACAUCUGCGACCCAACUAAAUUGCCUCAGGGAAGCCCAUGGACAUGUCCAGGAGACGAUGUUUUCUACAAUGCGUCAAUCAUCUGGGGUGUGGUUGGUCCGCUUCGCAUGUUUGGACGUCUUGGAUUAUACCCUAAGAUGAACUACUUCUUUCUCAUUGGAAUUUUGGCACCUAUCCCAGUUUGGGUACUAUCUCGCGUAUUUCCUGACAAAAAAUGGAUAAAGCUCAUAAACAUGCCUAUUUUGAUAGGAGGAGCCGGGGGUUUCUUCCCUGCUAGGGCGGUGAACUACAUGUGCUGGUUGUCUGUGGGCAUUUUUUUCAACUUCGUGGUGUAUAGGAGGUUCAAGGCAUGGUGGGCAAGGCACAACUACAUUCUAUCUGCUGGACUCGAUGCUGGGGUCGCGUUCAUGGCUAUUUUGUGCUAUUUCACAUUGCAAAGUCACAAUAUCAAUGGGAUAAGCUGGUGGGGGUUGGAUUUAGAUGAUCAUUGCCCUCUUGCAAGUUGCCCCACUGCCCCUGGUAUAAAGGUUGCUAAUCCAAAGUGUCCAGUUUUCCAUUGAUCGAGAUUGAUGUUUUCUCUCCGCUUUCCUUGGUUUCAUUCUGUAUGCCCUACAGGUACAUAAAUUCUUGUACUACAGAAUGUAGAAAUGCCACCUAAUUAAAGACAAUGAGCAUUUGUGGUGCUUCAAAUGACAUGACAAAAAUAAAUGCAUCAAUAUAUUAUUAACUC